AUCUUAUCCGUCAAUUCCCUUUGUUGUCUUCUGAGGUUCUCCCACGUAGGCGACAAGGCGGUCAGCGAUGAGCGACAGCGCUCAUCGUAGGCCGAAGCAAGGGCAAAUAAUCCCCAAACCCAGGUAUCCAUAUCAAAAGCAGCUCAGUGCUGCUGGUAAGGGCAAACGCAGUUUACAGGGACAGAUGCAGCUUACCGGCAAGAACUCAAAAUUCUACGAGUUUUGCAAAACUAUGGAGAAAUUGGUGUACAAACAUUUCGACGUUACAAGUACUCGCCCAAACCAGGAUGCACUAAAAGUGUUCGACUAUUACGAUGAGGCUAAGGCCUAUCCUCUCAUGAGUCGUUACCAUGGGGCAUGGCCGGUCAUGGCUUAUGCAGAAGCAUAUCUCAAUGAACCCGCCUGCCGUUUAACUUUGAAAGAGCCCGAUCCCAACGAGACGGACACGUCUGAUGCCGAUGCCGAUGGUCUUAGAAAUAGAGCUAGAAGGCAACGUCAGCGGCCGAUGAGAAACAGAUGCUAUGUCGUGGUUCCAAGUAUAUCAGCUGUUACUGCCCGCAAAGCUAAGGCUACCAAACGAUUGUCGCCGGCAGCUCGCGAUGUCCGACGGUUCCUAGCAGGCUUGGAGACGCCUCAGACGAAGUUGCUAGACUUGUUCCUUCAACUUGGGGUCAAAUCUCGUACAGAACUUGAAGGCAUAUCACGUCGUGCUACAUUGCGGGAUGCUGUCUUGAAAAAGCUGCAAUCAGAGGGUAAUCUUACGCAGAACCAGGUUCAGGUGAUCAAGAAGGGUCUCUUCUCAUUAACGAAGGAAAGAUGGCGUACAUAGUAAAUACUGAUGGCCCAGUUGAGGAUGACUUGGACAGUACACCAUACACA
Molecule: messenger RNA, 879 nt
Organism: Somion occarium
Lineage: Eukaryota; Fungi; Basidiomycota; Agaricomycetes; Polyporales; Cerrenaceae
Source: the annotation of a GenBank genome assembly